This is a messenger RNA of Miscanthus lutarioriparius, 7257 nucleotides long. The record is from the annotation of a GenBank genome assembly. NCBI's taxonomy places the organism in Eukaryota, Viridiplantae, Streptophyta, Magnoliopsida, Poales, Poaceae.
AUGAUCCCCGUCAGCGCCGAUGUCGCUGCGGAGCUGCGCCUCCUGCUCGAAUGCGCCACGGACUCCAACUUCGACUCCAUUCGGCGCGAGCUUUGCCAGUUAGUUGACAGUGGCCUGGAUGGAUGCAUUUUGGUGCUCCGAGUAUGUCUGAAUCAAGUGUUGCUGAAUGCUGGGGAGGUCAAGAACCUCCAGCUGCAACAAAAGCUUUUAUCUGAUGUUUUCAGAUAUUGUUUGCAUAAGACAUGCUUUGCAACCAGUUUUUGUGAGGUGUUGACGACAAUAGCCUUGACAGAUGAUUUUCUUGAAAGCUUGUCAAAUCUGCUGGAACUAUCAGUUGCUGAGAAAGUUGGUGUUGGACUUGCGCUCUCAGAUUCUGAGGACUCAGAGUUAAAGCAGAAAGGGCAAUUGUUUUCAAUUGCUCAAAUUGAAGAGCUGUGCACGAAUCCUAUCCAAUCUGUAUCAAAUGAUCAAAUUCAUGAAAUCGUCGUGUUUCUGCAUCAGUCUGAUGGCCUGUCGAAGCAUAUGGACACUUUAAAUAAUGUUAUAUCUCUACUAAAAGUCACAGAGAGGCCGUUUUUUGCACCUGUCCCAAAUGGAGAUUUUGAUAGACAACCAAAUCCUUCAAGACAUUUGGAUAUGUACUUUUGUAGCACAGAUGAUGAUUUUGAGUUGCUUCUGUCUGAAAUUGGGAAAGAAAUAAGCAUGUCUGACAUUGUAGCCGAGUUGGGUUAUGGAUGUACUGUUGACAACACUCACUGUAAGGAAAUACUUUCCAUUGUUGAGCCUCUUGAUGAUGUCGCUGUAUCUAAGUUGCUUGGGGCUGUUGCUGGCACUCAUAGUGGUCUUGGAGAGGCCCAUAACACAUAUGCAACAAUUGUAUCUGCUAUUCGUAAUAGCCACACAAAUGACUCACCUCAGCUUACUAAAUGGAACACAGAUGUUCUUGUGGAUUCAAUCAAUGAACUUGCCCCAAGUACAAACUGGGUGCGUGUAAUGGAAUAUCUUGAUCAUGAGGGUUUCAAUAUACCUGAUGAAACAGGCUUUUAUCUAUUGAUGUCUAUAUACACACGUGCUUGCAAGGAUCCAUUUCCACUUCAUGCUGUUUGUGGGUCAUUGUGGAAAAACACAGAAGGCCAGAUAUCGUUAUUAAAGCAUGCGGUUUCUGCUCCACCUGAUAAAUUUACAUUUGCACAUUCUUCCAGGCACCUGGCAUUUCAGGAUUUGGCAGGUCCUAGCCAAGGCAAUCAUGCUUGGUUCUGCCUCGACCUUCUAGAAGUUUUAUGCCAACUAGCUGAAGUUGGGUACACUGCAUCCGUACGAUCAAUGCUUGAGUAUCCACUGGGACAUUGUCCUGAGCUCUUACUUGUUGGUCUUAGCCACAUCAGUAUCGUGUAUAAUCUCCUCCAAUAUGAAGUACUGUCCUGCGUAUUUCCUGCUUUACUGAAGGAUCCAACAAAGCGCAAUGUAGUGAAUUAUCUCUGGCAUACAAACCCAUACUUCACGCUUCGAGGUUUUGUUGAUGCUCAUAGUGAUCCAGAUUGUUUGCUAAGAAUUGUUGAUGUUUGUCAUGACUUGAAGAUUCUGUCUUCUGUCCUUGAUUCUACUCCAUUUGCAUUUUCUAUUAAAUUGGCUGCUGCUGCCUUGAGAAAAGACUAUAGUCAUCUUGAGAAAUGGCUGACUGAAAAGUUAUCUCUAUAUGGAAAAGGUUUUGUUGAGGAAUGUGUUAAUUUCCUGAAAGCAACUAUGAGCAACACAGAUUAUGUCUUAGAGGGCACGGCACAACCUCAAUCUAUUGUCAAAAACAUAUAUUGGGAGUCUUGUUAUGUCUUCAUAAAGGUUCUCCAAUCUCACUCGGGGCAUUUCUUGUCAGAUGUAAUACUGGAUGAAAUAAGGAAACUGUGUUCUCUGUAUGAAUCGAGGAAUCCUAGCUCUGCUGUAAGAGAGCUUACUAGUUCAGAGGGAGGGUCAGAUGACAUUGAAGUAGAGGCUAAUGCAUAUUUUCAACACAUGUUCUCUGGACAGAUAAGCGUUGAUUCCAUGAUACAAAUGCUUGGGCGCUUCAAAGAAUCUACAGAUAAGAGGGAGGUAUCUAUUUUCAACUGUAUGAUCUCAAAUCUUUUUGAAGAAUAUAAGUUCUUUCCCAAGUAUCCUGAUAAGCAGCUUAAGAUAGCAGCUGUUCUGUUUGGAUCUCUUAUUAAACAUCAGCUUGUGGCUCACCUUGCGCUUGGAAUUGCUCUACGUGGUGUCCUCGAUGCCCUGCGCAAAUCUGUUGAUUCAAAGAUGUUUAUGUUUGGUACAACAGCACUGGAGCAGUUUAUGGAUCGUGUCAUGGAGUGGCCACAAUACUGUAAUCACAUAUUGCAGAUCUCGCAUCUUCGUGGAACACAUUUUGAAAUGGUUUCUGCUAUUGAGAGAGCCCUAGCCAAAAUCUCAUCAAGUCAAAACGAGCCAAAUGUUGGCAACCUGCUUUCUGCAGAGCAGCAUGUUUCUGGUUCAUCAUCCAUGGAAGGCAUAGAGGUGUCUGAAUCAUCAUGGCUGAUGGGUACCAUCCCAAGUCAACUUGGAAGGCCUCUUUCUUCUUCUCCUUUGCAACAUAGGCAGCAGGGUCUUCUUGGGGAGAGGUCUAAGGUUUCUAUGAGUUCACUGAACAAGAGCAUUGUAUCCAGUCAGCCUCCCCUUGCUUCAUCAUCUGCUGAUUUGACUAUUAAUCCAAAGACAACUGCUCCACCCUCUUUACUAGCUUCACCUCAUCAGUCUACCAGUGUGUCAAUGAGUGUGCAUACUGGAUUUCUGCGUCCUCGAAGUACCUCAGGAUUGCCUAGGCAACCUUCAUAUACUACUGGAUUUGGGACUGCUUUAAAUAUAGAGACGCUUGUUGCUGCUGCGGAACAAAGAGAUACACCAAUUGAGACACCUCCACCUGAAGUUCAGGACAAAAUUCUUUUUAUGAUCAACAAUAUAUCCAUCUCAAACAUGGAAGCUAAGGCAAAGGAAUUUAAUGAGGUCAUACAGGAACAGUAUUAUCCUUGGUUUGCACAAUACAUGGUCAUGAAAAGGGCAAGCAUUGAACCAAAUUUCCAUGAUCUGUAUUUGAAGUUCUUUGAUAAAGUAAACUCAAAAUCCUUGAACAAGGAAAUACUGAAAGCUACAUAUGAGAACUGCAAGGUCUUGUUAAGAUCAGACCUUAUCAAAUCUAGUUCUGAGGAGCGCUCCUUGCUAAAAAACUUAGGCAGCUGGUUGGGAAAGUUCACCAUCGGUAGGAACCAGGCACUAAGGGCUAAGGAGAUUGACCCAAAAUCUCUUAUUGUGGAGGCAUACGAGAAAGGAUUGAUGAUUGCGGUCAUACCAUUCACUUCAAAGAUUCUUGAACCUUGCCACUCAAGUAUCGCAUAUCGUCCUCCAAAUCCCUGGACCAUGGGAAUUCUAAGUCUACUUGCUGAAAUUUAUAAUCUUCCAAACCUCAAGAUGAAUCUGAAAUUUGAUAUCGAGGUUCUAUUUAAGAACCUUACUGUUGACAUGAAGGAUGUGAAACCAACCUCCCUGCUUAAAGAUCGUCUGCGAGAAGUCGAGGGAAAUCCAGAUUUUUCAAAUAAAGAUGUUACUGCAUCUCAAACCCCUGUGGUUGCAGAAGUCCCUUCAGGAACCAUCCCAUCACUAACUCAUAUGGAACAGCAGCCUGAGAUCAAUAUCACAUCCCGAGCUAUGAGCCUUCCAAAUAUACUUAAUCAGUAUGCUGCUCCUGUCCGUCUACCUACAAACAGCACAGUAGAAGAUGGCAAAGUUGCUCUGAUGAUGCCUGAGCAAGUGCCCUCGUUGACCCAGGUUUCGCCAGCACAAACACAAUCACCAUCACCAUCUCCAUUCUCUGUUAAUCAGCUUAUGGCGGCUAUUCCACGUGAUGAGAUACGCUUCAAAAUAAAUCCAAAGCUUGGCUCCCUUGGUCCACAAUUGCAGUAUAGCAAAAUUAUGGAUUUGGCUCUGGAUAAGGCUAACAGGGAGAUAAUACUCCCUGUUAUUCAAAGAAGUGUGACAAUAGCAAGCCGCACUACAAAAGAACUUAUUCUGAAGGAUUAUGCACUGGAGUCUGAUAACAAUACGAUAACUCGAUCUGCACAUUUGAUGGUUGCAACAUUAGCUGGAAGUCUGGCACAUGUUACUUGCAAGGAACCUCUUCGUGUCGCACUAUAUUCCAAUCUUCGGAAUCUCAUUCAAAACCUUAUGAGCGGCACUGAAACUAUUGAGCAACUUAUUCACAUGCUAGUCAACGAUAAUUUGGAUCUUGGCUGUGCCAUCAUUGAGGCUGUGGCAACACGUCAGGCUGUUGAAUUGAUUGAUGUAGAAAUAGCGCAGUCAUUUUCACAAAGGAAACAAAGAGAGGCCGGUGGUCCUGCAUAUCAUGAUUCCUUUGCUUAUGCUCAAGGGCCGUUUGCUCGUGUACCUGAAGCACUACGUCCUAAGCCUGGGCAUUUAUCUACUUCCCAACAAAGAGUGUAUGAGGACUUUGUUCAUGUGUGGAAUCCCCAUAGUCAAAAUGUCGGUGCUACAGGUUCUGGUCUGUCUGGUGGUGCUACUGCCUCGAGCACUCUUGGUGUACCUCGAGCUUACAGUCCAAAUUCAGCACCGGUAUCCUCAAGUAAUUUGUCAACUAUUCAUAUGAGUGGACUAACAUCUAUAACUCAGCCAGCGGAACUGGGGUCUGAGGAAUCAGUUACUGGUAUUGCACAAUUUUCGAGUAAUCCUGCCCAAGUUGGAGCAAGCGAGUCUUCUGUCCUACUUGGUGGAACCAUUGGUGCUGCAUCUACAUUUUCUACAUUGGCAUCUAACGACCUUCCUGCCAGUGCAACGACUGUCACAACCAAUGAAAUAAGUGCUAUGGUGCCACCUUCAUCAACAUCUGCUGCCGAUCGUCUGGGAUCCAUUUUACCUGAACCUUUGAAUACUGGGGAUGCUUUGGAGAGAUACCAACAGGUUGCCCAAAAGCUGGAAGCAUUGAUUGUUAAUGAUGGCAAAGAUGUGGAAAUUCAGUCUGUUAUUGCGGAAGUUCCUGAUAUCUUACCUAGGUGUGUUAGCCGGGAUGAGGCUGCAUUAGCAGUAGCACAAAAGGUUUUCAAAAGUUUGUACGAUAACACAUCAAAUAGUACUUACGUCUCCUGGCUUCUAGCAACCUUAGUUGCAAUACGAGAUGUCUGCAAGCUUGUUGUCAAAGAGCUAACAAGUUGGGUAAUAUAUUCAGAUGAAGAGAAGAAGUUUAACAUUGAAAUCAUUUUUGGCCUUAUUCGUUCCGAGUUGCUGAAUCUUGGGGAGUACAAUGUUCAUUUGGCAAAGCUAAUUGAUGGGGGAAGAAAUAAGGUAGCAACGGAAUUUGCAAUGUCUCUUGUCCAAACAUUGAUUACUCAAGAUUCUGUUGGCGUCUCAGAGCUUUACAAUGUUGUUGAUGCACUGUCGAAGCUUGCAAGGAGACCUGGUUCACCUGAAUCGUUGCAACAAUUGAUUGAAAUUGCAAGGAAUAAUGUGAGCACCACUACUGGUUUUGUUGUUGGGAAGGAUGAAAAGGUCAAACUGCCAAAGGAUAAAAAGGUUCUAGCUACCCGGGCAAACAAAGAGGAAAGCGCUGCUAAUGAAAUUACACUAGUUGAUCCAAAUCAGGUGGCAGUCCUGUUUUCUGAGUGGUGUCAGAUGUGUAAUCAUGUGAGUGCUAGUGAUGCGGCAUACAGUCAUUUUGUCACACAGUUGCAGCAUGAUGGUCUGCUGAAGGGAGAUGAUAUCUCAGAACGCUUCUUUCGUAUUCUCACGGAACUUGCUGUUACACACUCUCUAGUCUCCGAGCAAAUCGUUGCUCCUGGUGGAUCAUCUCAGCAAUCACCACAGCAACACAUUUCAUAUUUCUCCAUUGAUUCAUAUGCAAAGCUUGUAGUUAUGGUUCUCAAGUACUCUUCAGUGGAGAUAACGCCAAAUAAAGCCAGUAUACUUUCCAAGAUUCUAUCUGUUACAGUGAGAACCAUUCAGAAAGAUGCUGAGGAAAAGAAAGCUUCAUUUAAUCCUCGGCCAUACCUUCGAUUGUUUAUAAAUUGGCUCUAUGACCUUACUACCACCGAUGGCCACCAUGAUGGUUCUAAUUUUCAGGUUUUGACUGCAUUUGCAAAUGCAUUCCACAUGCUACAACCCUUGAGAGUUCCUGCCUGGAGCUUUGCUUGGCUUGAGCUGGUGAGUCACAGGAGCUUCAUGCCAAAACUGCUGAUGUGCAAUUCACAGAAAGGUUGGCCGUUUUUUCAGCGGCUGCUUGUUGCUCUUUUCAAAUUCAUGGAACCAUAUUUGAGAAAUGCUGAACUCCCAGAGGCGGUGGACCUUUUAUACAAAGGAACUAUGAGAGUUCUGCUUGUACUACUGCAUGACUUUCCUGAAUUUCUUUGUGAUUAUCACUUCAGUUUCUGUGAUGUGAUUCCUUCAAGUUGCAUUCAAAUGCGCAAUGUCAUUCUUAGUGCUUUUCCACGUAACAUGAGACUGCCAGACCCUUCUACUCCUAAUCUAAAGAUUGAUUUGUUGGCUGAAAUUUCAAUAGCACCACGAAUCAUGUCGGAUGUUGAUGGUGCCCUCAAAUCAAAGCAGUUGAAGACUGAGGUUGAUGAAUAUCUCAAGAGGCCGGAAGGCUCUUCCUUUCUAAGUGACCUGAAGCAAAAAUUGCUGCUGCCUCAGAAUGAAACAACUGUUGCUGGGACACGCUACAGCGUGCCUCUGAUCAAUUCACUUGUUCUUUAUGUUGGCAUCCAAGCUGUGCAACAACUGCAACUGAACAAGGCUAAUGCAUCGGUAUCCGUACAGCAGAUUAACCAUAUGCCUCCGAUGGACAUUUUCCAGAUUGAAACAGCUACCGAGAUGUUCAGAAAUCUUAUAACAAGUUUGGAUACAGAGGGCCGCUACCUUCUGUUGAAUGCAAUCGCUAACCAACUGCGCUAUCCCAAUAGCCAUACGCACUACUUCUCCUUCAUCAUUCUGUAUCUAUUUGCCGAGGCUACCCAGGAAAUUAUCCAGGAGCAAAUAACGAGGGUUCUUCUGGAGCGUCUCAUCGUGAACCGCCCCCAUCCUUGGGGGUUACUUAUUACUUUCAUUGAAUUGAUAAAGAAUCCGCGUUACAACUUUUGGAACCGGUCUUUUACACACUGUGCACCUGAGAUUGAGAAACUGUUUGAGUCGGUGGCAAGGUCCUGCGGUGCAAAAGCUGUAGACGAAGGAAUCAGUGUGCAGGAUGGCAGUCACUAA